Messenger RNA from Pseudozyma flocculosa PF-1, 3651 nucleotides. RefSeq lists its product as uncharacterized. The record is from RefSeq and is a predicted model, not a curated record. The transcript has a single exon. NCBI's taxonomy places the organism in Eukaryota, Fungi, Basidiomycota, Ustilaginomycetes, Ustilaginales, Ustilaginaceae. The coding region runs from base 1 to 3651 and encodes 1216 amino acids.
AUGCCCUACCGCGCGCCUGCCAUGGACGACUACACGUCCACCUACUGGCUCUACAAGAAGGAGACGCGCGACUUUAGCACCUGGCUCGCCGAGACGGCACUCGCCCUCGGUUUCCCAGAGCAUCGCUUCGCCUCGCGCUCCCACUGCGACAGCAACAGCCACCCGCGCCAGCACCAACGUCAUCAGGCCGAGCGACAGCAGCGUGACAGGACGCGGCAUGCCACCGCCAGCACUUCGACGGCAGGAUCGUCGUCGUCCCAAGCAUCCAUGUGGCCCUCUUCCUCUUCCUUGCCUGUGACGGCGAGCCCUCACAAGCACAAGGCCAGCAGCGCCAACAACGACAGCAAUCACGACGCCAACGGCGGCGGCGGCGGCGGCGGCGGCAACUGCUGCGGCACAGGCGCCCGCGACGAGGGCGGCUACAUCCUCAAGAUGCACCAGUUCACCGAGCUGGCACGCUUCAUCGCGGCCCAGGGCCACCGCAUCGCCGGCGAGUGGCUCCAGCUGCUCCGCCGCUGCAUCCAGCGCCGCGUCGUCUGCCUCGACUUUUUCGCACAGCAGUCGGAACCCUCGCUCGUGGGCCACGCCUUCUUUGUCGACGUCCUCCUCCAGGUCGCCGACAUCCUCGAGCCCUGCGUAGCCCACCACCAGCAGCAGCAGCACGAGCAGCAGUCGUCGUUCCAGGCCGAGUCACGGGCGUCGGCCAACCAUCUCGACUCGGGAGCAAACACCCACGUCAGCGCCACCCCUCGCAGCAGCCCCGGCAAGACGCAGGGGAAGGACAGCAAGAAGACGCCAGCCAAGGGCAGCGGUACCAAGAAAAAGGUCUCGCUGACGCUCCGCGAAAAGGUCGGAGACAACCUCUUCGCGGGCCUCGACGUCGAGGAGGCGCCCGAGGCCGACCAGACCCCACCACCAACGCCGGAUGCCGCGACCGCACCCGCACCGGCCCUGAAGCUGCUCGGCGCCCUCAAGUUCCGCCGCUUCGACAUCGAGGACAGCUUCGAGGAGGCCUUUUGCGCGUGCUCGGCCUUUUUCGCCGAUGUCCGCGAGGUGCGCCGCAUCGUGCGCCAGCUCUGGUCCGACUACCGCUGCCACCAGGUCGACCUGGUCACGGCCUCGGUCGUCACCAACUCGGCCUUCCAGCUGCUCGAGGAGGCACACGAGGACCUGCUGUGGGACCACGCCCACUUUACCCUCAGCUCCGGCGGCUUCUUCUUCUCGCUCGUCGACCGCGUCUUUCAGAUGCGCACCGGCGAGAAGCUGCUCGAGGACCGCAAGGUCACGCGCGUCGACACCGGCGACGGCCCGGCCAAAGGCGGCGGCAACGGCAAGGCCAACGCCAACGCCAAAGCGAAGGCUAAGGCCAAGUCCAAGGCCAAGGCCAAGGCGCAGGCCAAGGACAAGGGCAAGGCCGCGCGUCCGGACAAGAGCGAGGGCGGCAGCGACGGGCAGAAGCUGUGCCGCUUCGAGAGCGAGGCGUCUCGCCAGGCCAUGGCGACGCUCGACGACCAGUUCAUGCUCUCCUCGUUCGACCUGCUCCACUCGCUCUUCCUCACCUGGGACGCGCGCAGGGACACAAAAGGCCCGCUCGCCGCCUGGCGUGCUCUGCCACCCGAGCAGCAGCACCGGAAGCGGCAGGGACCGCCCUCGAACUCACCGGCGGCUGGCGAGGGCCAGGUCCAGGUCGAAGCGGCCCACCCGGACGACCUCCUCAUCCAGGCCUUUGACGACUUUGCCAUGCUCGACGAGAUCAGCAUCACGCUGUCCUCGGCGAUGGACGAUCGCUACGUCGGUGGCAACCGCCUCGAUGCCCUCUACCGCGAGUUCAAGGACUGCAUCGAGGACGGCGAGGCCUCGCUGCUGCUGCACGUCGAGAUGCAGAUCUACCUCGACGUCCAGGCUGCGCUGGGCGACCAGAUCGGCCGCGGCCGGAUCGAGUCCAAGCGCUACCUCCGGCGCAUGUUGCGCAGCUUCGCAGAGGCUGGCAAGUUCGAGACGCUGCUCUCUGCAGAACCUUCGCUCCAGUACAAGCACGGCACCUAUAUCAGCUCGACCCGUUGGGAGAUCGAGGACAUUCUCGAUGAGUUGCAGCGGCGCGAAGAACUGCUCCUGACUUCACGCUGGAAGACGGCGGCCGAUGGCGACGGCGACAACGAGGAUCGAGAAACUCACGGCAGCAGCAACGGCGUCAAGCCUAUCGUCUUCGCCCCGAAUCACCAGCGUAUCAAGUGGGGCAGUCCACUGACGCCGACACGGCCGAGGCCGCCGAGCAGGUCGCUCCUCGAGCGCCACCCGACGUUUUACGGUCUGCAGGUAUUUGACGCCCUGUGCGCCUACAACCACUUUGCGCUGCACGCCGCCAACACGUCGACGGCCAUCCUCACGUGCGCGCACCUGUAUGUGGCGUGCCGGCACCACUGCGCCGACAUGGUCGAUAUUCCCGAAGGCAUCAUCCGGUGGCCAGACAUGGACCUGCUCAUCGAGCUGCAGGGCGCCGGGAAGCUGUUUGGCGGCAAGGUGCCCGCCACCCUGGCCGAGUCGUGCCGCGCCGCAUGGCUGGUGUACGGCUACCCGGACGACAUCCUGCACCCGCUGAUGCAGGGCAGCCGGGUGCGGCGCACCGAAGCGCUCAAGAAGCUCAAGGGGCUGCACAUCUACACGCGCACCGACCGCCUCUCGAACGACUCGACGGUGCUCGACGUGUUCACCGUCAACUCGGACCGGUGCUGCACGCGGAGCACCCUGUCGGGCAACCUCAGCCUCGGCACCAAUCGGAUCCAACGCAUCCUGGACGAGGUGCGCGCGCACGAGCAGCGAGGCAGUCCCGGAAGCAGCGGCGGGCGUGCCUCCCUCGCUUCACCCGGACCUCCAAGCCUCGCCAUCGGCAAUGGCAAUGGUAGCAUGACCAAAGGCAGCGUCGGCAACGGCAGCGGCGGCAACGGCGUCGUCGUCGUCACCGCCAACGUCGGUGGCACCAAGGCGGCCCGCAAAAAGGCGACGAGAGCCUACUUCCAGCAGCACCGCGGCAAGACGGCCAAGGACCUCUCGAUCGUCGGCGUGCUCAAGGUGCUCUCUGCCGGGCUGCGCCUGGGGAUGCCCGUGCUACAGUUCGACUACCUCUCGCUGCUGACGCAGUGCUACGCCGUGCUGCGGCCCGUCCAUGCGCUGUUCCAAAAGGACCCGUGCGUGGCGUCGCUGGGCGCCGAGCUGCCCAAGGGGUGCCGGCUGAUGGACAUGGCGUGCAACGUGCUCCAGACCAGCCUGGAUCGCCGCCGCAACGUGGGCAUCUUUCGCGGCCGGCGGGUCGGGCCGGAUAUCGAGGUGCUCAAGAGCAGCCUGGUGAUUGAGCUCGAAAAGACGAUGCGCGCCGCCCUGGCCGAGGCGGGCGACCGCAGCCGCGAGUGUCGACGCCUGAGAGUGUCCUGGAUCAGCGAGGGCGAUGACGAGAGGGAGGGCGAGGUUGAGGGCAUCGACGACAAGACGACCGCGAGUGCCAGAAGCGGUGGCCAAGGAGGCGGCGCCAAGCCCUCUGCCGCCGCCGCUGGACCCCGGGCUGCGGUGCUGACCGACGACGAUGCGGCAUUUGAUUCCUGGCUCGGCCUCCGCUACGGCGUCUGGAGCGUCACGAGCAAGAGCAAGGCAGGCUGA